Molecule: messenger RNA, 3018 nt
Organism: Seriola dumerili (greater amberjack)
Lineage: Eukaryota; Metazoa; Chordata; Actinopteri; Carangiformes; Carangidae
Gene: yod1
Product: YOD1 deubiquitinase
Exons: 3
Coding region: 56-961 (301 amino acids)
Biological process (GO): endoplasmic reticulum unfolded protein response; protein deubiquitination
Cellular component (GO): cytosol; nucleus
Molecular function (GO): cysteine-type deubiquitinase activity; protein binding
Source: RefSeq, a predicted model, not a curated record
CGGUCUCACUGGAUGUUUAUUGUUUCAGGCAGGGCUGCAGUCCACGGCAGGUAGGAUGUUGAGGCUUCGCUGUAAGACCAAAAAUGGGAGCCACAUAAUGCAGGGCUUGACUCAUCAGUCCUGUGUCCAAGAGCUGAAGAGUAAGGUGGAGGAGCUGACUGGUAUCCCCUGUGAUGUGCAGAAAAUUAUGGUUGGUUACCCACCCUCCAGCCUUGAUCUUCGAAAUGGAGAUGCUCACCUCAAGGAUUACCCCAUCAAAUCAGGAGACACACUCAUUGUUGAGGAAGAAAAGAACAAGCCAAAGCCUCAGGAUCAUCCCACUGUGACUAAAACACCACGCCUGGAAGCCUCACCUGUGCUGGCACGUCGAGUGGUCCCAGCUGACAACUCCUGCCUCUUCACCAGUGUGUAUUAUGUCGUGGAAGGUGGCGUAUAUGACCCUGCUUGUGCUCCUGAGAUGCGAGGCCUCAUUGCCCAAAUUGUGUCGAGUGACCCUGCAGCUUACUGUGAAGCGGUGCUGGGAAAGACCAACGAGGAGUACUGCUCCUGGAUAAGACGCGACGACACCUGGGGAGGAGCCAUUGAGGUGUCCAUCCUGUCCAAGUUUUACCAGUGUGAGAUCUGCGUGGUGGACACUCAGACAGUCCGAGUUGAUCGAUUUGGGGAGGAUGCUGGCUACCACAAACGUGUUCUGCUCAUCUAUGACGGCAUCCACUAUGACCCGCUGCAGAAAGAAAACCCCGGCUCUGACACCCCGCCCCAGACUAUCUUCUCCACCACAGACGACAUAAUCCUGGCCCAGGCCCUCGAGCUGGCAGACGAGGCCCGCCGCAAGCGGCAGUUCACGGACGUAAACCGCUUUGCAUUGCGCUGCAUGGUGUGCCAGACAGGCCUGGUUGGACAAAAGGAAGCUCGGGAGCAUGCCAAGGAGACAGGCCACACUAAUUUUGGGGAAGUAUGAACAUUGUUAAGUCUUUUUUUCCCCUCUCACAAAUACAACCACCACCAAACCUGUGCCCCAUGUCUGACAACUCUGUCUGUCUGUCUGUCUGUCUGCUUGUGUGAUCCUCUACCUCACAUUGUCUAGCGACAUCUAUGGAGAAUCUGCAGACACUGUGUUCAGCCUCUAACCUGUUCAGUAUUAUUUUUUAACUGCUGUCAGUUCUCAAAGUCAGAAACGCUACUGCAGAGCUCUGAUGUCAUUAAACCAUCAUGUUGGCCUGUUAGGGAUGGUUUCAAAUCUGUUUAACCUGGGCCAGGAAAUUAUGCAAACAAUUCUUAGGAUUUGUUUUAAUCUGUUUCGAUUACUCGAUGGUUGGGUUGUAUUGAGACAAACCAAACAGUGGCUGAUGUGUUGUCAGUUAGAAAAUGCACCAACUUGCUAAUAGUUACCUGUGACUGACUGAACUUAUAUAUGUGAUAAAAUCCCACUGCAAAGAGUGAUUAAACAACCACUAAGAAUUAUUUGUACUAUGAUAUGGUCCUACUCACUGUUGUCUUAAAUGCAGCACACCAAGUUUGACUGUUAUUCAUCAUGUUGGUUAUGUAGCAUGUUUUAUAUUUCCAUUGUGGACAGAGGUUUGUCAGGAACUCUUCCAGUACUUAAAGCUGAUAAUUUGGUUCACUUUAGAUGUCUGAAUUGUUGAGCACAGUUGGGCAUUGUUAAUGCCAUGCUAGAAUCAUCUUCAUACAAUUGUGCUAUUUGCGACAUCACUUUGAAUUUUCUGAGCAGUGGCCAGUGUGAAUGAGGUUUGAGAUUGAGUUUAUGUAUUUUGAAAUAGAUUUAUCAUAUUGCAAAUUGUAAUCAAAAAUUAGCCUAAUUACUUAUGUGGGACUUUUUCCCCCUUUUUUAAUGUUGCAUCAUCGUUUAUCAGUGAGCUUGUUUUAAAUUUAAACAAUAAAUAAAUAAAUAAUGGUGCUGAAAACUAUUUUACAAAACCUGUAGUGCUUUGUUUUUCUCCAUUGGUACGACAGGUUUUCAGGAGUGUAAUUUUUAAUUCUGGUGUGUAAUUUUCAGAUGUCAUGCUGUAAGAACUAAUCUUUUAAAAACCAGUUGUUUUUUUUUUAAAUAUUGCUGCAUAGUUUGAAAAACACUUAAGCGGUCAUGAGGGGGUGUUUGAGCAUUGUAUUUCAGAACACAGAUCAUGGUGAGAGGAUGCAUGGUGAAUUAACUAGAAAUCUAAAAUGAGUGCGUGUAAGCUACGCUAUGUGAGAGAAGUCCUGCUCACUUAAUGCAUUUACUGUUCAGGUACAAUCCAUACAUUAUGUGCUUUGCUAAUCAACAUUAAUCUUUAACUUUUUCAAUUAUAAUUUUUCAUCUCACAGUCAGGGUGUUUGGGAACUGUGAGUAAAGGUUUUGGUUUAAUUUGUAGUGCUUGUCCAAAUAUUGCCACUCUGUUCCACUGUAUGUUUUGCACAACUGGAGGAUGUUCUCUCAUUUUCAGCUAAAGUCAGGCAUCAUCUCUUUGGUUAUUCCUUGGAAACUCACUGCCUAAAAGGAUGAAGCAUGCACUCAUGUAUGCUAAACAUCAGGUCAAAAAUGUGUAAUCAGAGGCGGCCAUUAAGAUAUCAGUUUUUUUUUUUCCUUGAAGCUCAGUUUAUUAUGCAGAACCAGUAUUUGGCAAUAUUGGUACCGAGUUGAUGCCAAAAGUUUAAGUUUGUCAAGGGAGGAUUGAUUGGGACUUUCUGUUAGAAUUUUUCUUGGUUCAGACUCUGAGAUGGUGUUAGGAAUAAACGAAAGGCAACGCGAAAAUGUCAAAUUACUUUUUGUUUGAAUGUGAAUUACUAUGAUUUUUUUCCCUCAUCUGUUACCUUAGGUAGUUUAUUUGAUUUUUACAGUAAUAAUGGAUUAAUCAGCUUGCAUACAAGUGAAACUAUGAAACGGCUUUGUUGUAUUUUGUAUUAACCAAGUUCUCAUGACUCUUCAAGGACAAUAACAAUGAAUGUUGCACAUAAAGCACUACAGAACAACUGGAUUUACUUGAUUUUUUUCAGUGUUGUGUCACAAUAAAACGUUAU